Pneumocystis jirovecii RU7 is the source of this 1074-nucleotide messenger RNA. Its product is annotated as protein disulfide-isomerase domain. Gene Ontology annotation, biological process: protein folding. NCBI's taxonomy places the organism in Eukaryota, Fungi, Ascomycota, Pneumocystomycetes, Pneumocystales, Pneumocystaceae. Gene Ontology annotation, molecular function: protein disulfide isomerase activity. The record is from RefSeq and is a predicted model, not a curated record. The transcript is spliced from 11 exons. Gene Ontology annotation, cellular component: endoplasmic reticulum. Bases 1 to 1074 code for a protein of 357 amino acids.
AUGAAAUUUAUUUUUUGGAUAUCAAUCAUUAGCACAGCAGCUCUUAUACGAGCAAACGUCUUAGAAUUAACACCAGAAACAUUUGAAAAAACUGUUGGAGGUAAAAAACCAGCACUUGUUAAAUUUUAUGCACCAUGGUGUGGUCAUUGCAAAAAUUUGGCACCAGUUUAUGAUGAAGUAGGAGAAUUGUGUCAUGGAAAAAAUAUAAUUAUUGCUCGAAUUGAUGCCGAUAAAUACCAUGAAUUUGGGUCUAAAUUUGGAGUAAAGGGAUAUCCUACGCUCAUGUGGUUUGAAUCCAAUUCUAAAGUUGGCAAUCCCUAUAAAGACGGAAGAGAUAUUGAUUCAUUAACAAAAUUCAUUGAAAAUAAGUCUGGAGUUAAAUUGAAUAAAAAGACAACAAAACAGGGUGCUCUUGAAUUAACCCCAAAUAAUUUUCGUAAAAUUGUCAUGGAUCCAAAGAAAGAUGUUCUUGUGGAGUUUUAUGCGCCUUGGUGCGGACAUUGCAAAGCACUAGAACCUAUUUAUACUAAAAUUUAUCAAUGCUUUUUGCCUGAUAAACAUGUUGUGAUUGCAAAAAUCAAUGCAGAUGCUUACCGUGACAUUGCUAAAGAACAUGGUAUUGAAGGUUAUCCUACUAUUAAAUUCUUUUCUAAAGGAACUUCUGAAAAGACGGGAAUAGAAUAUAAUGGAGAAAAUACAGAAGAUGAUAUCAUUUCUUUUAUUAACGCUAAUACGGGAACUAUGCGGAUUCGUGGAGGCGGUCUUAGUAAUAAAGCAGGACGUAUACAUGAAUUUGAUUCCGUUGUCAACACAAUAAGUUCUUCCAAUAUAAAAGAAGUUAUUUCAGAACUAAAAAGCUUGGCUAAAAAAUCAAAUAACAAAUAUGCAUCUUACUACAUAAAAGUAGCAGAAAAAAUUACAACGUCUCCUAAUUUUGUUGAAACGGAAUAUCAACGGCUUGAAAAACUCCUUCAAAAAAAACUUGAACGCUCAAAAUAUGACGAUGCCCAAAUACGAAAAAACAUAUUAUCUGUUUUCCAAAUUAAAAAGAAACAUUUUUCAGAUGAACUUUAA